CGCUGAAGCAAGGACCAUCGUCACACAAUAACGUUAUACCAUCUCUAAAAAUGGCUUUGGGCGGCGAAAAUCACUCUGUUUUCAACGACGAUGAGGAGUCAUCUUCGCCCGUUAAUGGACCCUCUGUUAUCCGCAGAAAUGCCCGGGAACGCAACCGCGUAAAGCAGGUCAACAAUGGCUUCAGCCAACUACGACAACAUAUUCCUGCGGCCGUAAUAGCCGAUUUAAGCAAUGGUCGCCGGGGAAUUGGUCCCGGCGCCAAUAAAAAACUGAGCAAAGUUAGCACACUGAAAAUGGCAGUGGAGUACAUACGACGCUUGCAGAAAGUUCUUCAUGAAAACGACCAGCAGAAACAGAAGCAGUUGCAUUUACAGCAGCAACAUUUGCACUUUCAGCAGCAGCAACAGCAUCAACACUUUUACGCCUGGCACCAAGAGUUGCAGCUGCAAUCUCCCACUGGCAGCAUAAGUUCCUGCAACAGCACCAGCUCCUAUUGCAAGCCAGCAACAUCGACGAUUCCGGGAGCAACACCUCCUAACAAUUUCCACACCAAGUUGGAAGCCAGUUUUGAAGACUACCGUAACAAUUCCUGCAGUUCUGGUACUGAAGAUGAGGACAUCCUUGACUAUAUAUCACUCUGGCAGGACGACCUGUAAACUUACCAGAUAUAAAAUCUUCAGCUAUUGCUAGUCGCACCCAACCAUCACACACAUCGAACCAUUGAUUGGCCAACAAGUAUUACCUCAGCCACAAAGUAUUUAUAUUCCCUAGAACUACCUUUUUGCCUUAUAAAUUAGUAUUUAAGGUUUUAUAUAGUUUCUAAGAAUAGUUUCUAAUGGAAGACAAUUUACAUUUAAGUUUUUUUUUUAUAUAGCAUACA
Molecule: messenger RNA, 880 nt
Organism: Drosophila sechellia
Lineage: Eukaryota; Metazoa; Arthropoda; Insecta; Diptera; Drosophilidae
Gene: ac
Product: achaete
Exons: 1
Coding region: 51-656 (201 amino acids)
Biological process (GO): positive regulation of transcription by RNA polymerase II
Cellular component (GO): RNA polymerase II transcription regulator complex
Molecular function (GO): RNA polymerase II transcription regulatory region sequence-specific DNA binding; DNA-binding transcription factor activity, RNA polymerase II-specific; protein dimerization activity
Source: RefSeq, a predicted model, not a curated record